Messenger RNA from Bursaphelenchus okinawaensis, 4114 nucleotides. The record is from the annotation of a GenBank genome assembly. NCBI's taxonomy places the organism in Eukaryota, Metazoa, Nematoda, Chromadorea, Rhabditida, Aphelenchoididae.
AUGGGUUGUGGAUGCAUACCACCGCCGCCCGACUUUGACUUACCACCCCCACCCAAUCCCACCCUUAUUUGGGAUCUACUAUCAGAUGAACCGAUUACUGAGUUUGUUAAAGUAAGUUUUUGUAGCCUAAUUUGGAGUCUAUUUUAUUGAAAAUGGCAGAGAUAGAGAGAUUUUAGGUAACGUAAUGAACGUUUUUGAUCGAAAAAGAGUGGCGCGGGGGUUUAAAUCGAGAAUUUUUGGUAUAGUUAGAUAGAGGAGACUAUGAGGAAGCUAUUGAUAUUAAACUUGAUUAGUUUUGAGCUCAUACUAAUGUUGUACUAGAAGUGAAAAGUUUGAUGAUUUACUAUAAUAUAAAUUUUAGUCAUAACUAAAGACUUCAUGUUUUUAAACUAAAAUUUUUGAUGUUUUAGAUAUUUUAUAGUCUUUUGAAAGUCUUAAAUUUUGGUUUUACUAGUUUCGACGUUAAUAUCGUGUUAUAAUAGAGCAUCACAAGUCUCGUAAAUUACUAUAAUAUAACUUUCGGUCCAAUUUAUUGUUUUUGAUCUGUUUAUUGGAGUAAAUAGGAAUUUAUAAAAUAGAAAUGAUAUAAAUUGAUUAAAUUUCAUUUGUUUCAAAGUUUUUCGAGUUCAAUCCCCUAAGGGGGUAUAUAUUUGGCGUGCAUGUCAAAGGUCAUAGGGACUUGUCAAGAAGAUAGUAUGAAUAUGAAAUAUGCUUCUAGGGAAUGUUUUUGAAUAUUUAGUGUAUUAAAAAAUUUAAAUACUUUUUUAAAUUUACUUUUGAGGGCAAUAAAGAGAGCAAAUUAUAUUAUCCUACCUAAAAAUUUGAUGGUUUAGCCCGGAAAAUCCUUGUUUUUAGGUAGUUUUUGAUGUUUUUUAAAAUUCUAAAGCCUGUGUUAGAUUAAUAUGAGACUUGCGGUCAUUUUAAGAUAUAAUUGUAUUACAAUGUCGACAAUCAAUCAUCUGUUUUUAGCUAAAUUACGGCCAAUGCGAGUUCAACCCCAUGUACAAUGUCUUGAAGGGCAAUGAAGUGUUUGUAUCUUUGGUGCUAUGUGUUCUGUUCAUUGUAACGGCUAUUGGGUUCUUAGUUGGUGCUAUGGUCUACAGAAGGAGGUAUGUAAUUAUAUUUUGUUUGUGGUUUUAGAUGUUAAGGUAGAUGAUGGAGGUAACACGAUUUUAAGGCCGUUUUUUGUCAAAACUAGAUGGUGGAUUGAGGCGGAACUUGCUGAAAAAGUAGAUAAAGGUAGUAUUGGGCAUGGCACAAAUUUUGGUUUUUAAAACUUCAUUUGAAAUUUAAAAAUUUUAAAAAAUUUGAAAAAAAUCCUUCAUUUUGAUGUCUAUACCUCAAUAUAAACCUCCAUAACAGCAAUCUACUCACUUUAAACCACAACCUAACACUUUGAACAGCCUUGCUAAAGUAUUUACUUAAAAUUUACCCAAAUCAACCCGAGAAAAAUGAAUUUACGACCGGCUGAUCCGUCAAAAUCGCCACUCGACAGGUCCCGAUAUUAUACAUCACUCGGGAUUAAACACAUGGUCGCAGGUUAUAUAAUAAGCGAUCAGCCAAUACGAUGAUGGAUUUACCAACCUUAUUGGUUUAGGGUCAGCUUAUAGUGGGGGUUUAACGAGGUUUAUUUUAUAUGAAAUGACGUCAUUUUAGGUGGGAUGAUAUCGUUAAGCUUAUUAGGGGAAUUAGACGGGUUUCAAGGUCAAGGGAAAAGUUUAGGUAUGAAAUUUGGGUCUAUAAGGGUAGGUUAAGGUAUUCUUUGUAAUUUUGUAUAAGGAUUUUAAAUUUGGAAGUUUGGUUUUAAAGUUAUGAAGUUUUAUAUCGUGAUAGGUAUAGCUAUGUUCAUGGUUAAUAUAAAACUGCCCGUAACUUUAAAUUUUUGUUAAAAUAUAUAAAGAACACUAAAAAUAACGUAUUUUACAAAAUUUUGAUCAAAAAUCACAUCUUUUUCUCCAAAAUUUAAUGUUAGUACAUCCAACCUCUUAGCUGUCUACCAUAAUAUAAUGAGAACAUAUUCCCCCUCGCCCUGACACUAUCUUGAUGAAUCACAUGUCUCGACUUUUGUAUUCCCAGUUUUUUGACGACAAUACGUUGGGACGAGGGGCUAAUCGCUCAUUUGAUGACAUAUAAACGAGAAAUGGAGGGGGGGGGGGGGGGGGAGCCAGGUCAUCGUGAGGUUACGGUAGCUUGUAGGGAAGUCUAAAACAAGGAAAAACAUACAUAAUAGGGGGUGUUUGACGAUUUUAGUCAUUAAAAAUGAUUUUUCGUCAAAAUCCAAGGCUAUCUUGGCAUUUUUUAAAUUUUUAAAUAACAUGUCAUACUGACGGUUUUUUUGAAAAAUGGGUCAGCAUGACAUAUUUUAUUCAACUUGAUGGAAAAAAUGAACGUAUUUUACACAAAAAAGCUAAAAUUUAUCAAUUAGUUUUAAAAAAUAUGUCAUUAUGACGAAUUUUCCAAAAAAUGUGUCAUUAUGACGACUUUUCUAACAAAUGUGUCAUAACGAAUAACUGAAAACCUCUCUAAUACCACCAUUUCAGACGAAACAGCCAAAAACGUUGCCCAUCCAGCUCGCUGAACAGCACGUCCAAGACCAACUCGGGUUCGGCCGAAACCGUCGUGACCAGCGGCCAAUGGCCAUACGGAUCGACCGGUCAUAAGGUGGUGUCACCGCAACUGCUUCACUCACCGACGUUCUACCAGCCUCAGGCGAUUGUAGCUCAACAGAACGCCCAAGGCGCGUUGAUUCGGCCCAUGCCUAUUCAUGCAGGCUGCGGACAUUCGAAUAGCUUGGGCGCGAGCCGCGCUUACUCAAAUAGUCUUGGUGCAGGCUGCGGAAGUGGAAAUGGGUCGGGCGCAGGCUUCCAAGGACAAAAUAGAAGCUACGGAGAUGGCAAUGGAUUGGGUGCAGGCUGCGGAAGUGGAAAUAGUAUGGGCGCAGGCUGCGGAAGCCAAAAUGGCCCAGGCGCGAGCUGCGGAAGUCAAAAUCGGCAAAGAAACGCCAAUCUCCCAAUAAAUUUGCAUAAUCUACCCCAAUUUUCUCAAAGUCAUCAGACUUUUGCCCAGCUCCCCAACAAUUACCACGCCUUCCAAACUCUACCGUAUAACUACAGUAACUCGUGCUGCAUGCACAGUAGCAACGGUUAUUGUACUUUGAGUUCCCAACCCCCACAUUACGAAGAGAUUAUGAGCGAAGCCCCACAUUACGCCGCGAACCCAAUUCACGAUCCUCAACGUGCCGUAGAACGACGCCCACCUCCACAAUGCCGACCACCACCCCCGCCCACCGACGAUACGGAAUACCAUGUACCACCAACAGUAAAUGUGAAUCAGCUCAAUAACAAUCUGGUUAUGGGUAAACAAGACCGGUAUGGUAACAGUACCACUUACAUGGAUGGUACCACUUAUCCAGUACCAGCACCACGCCAGUGUCAAAACACAACGAACUCGACCAUAAGUGAUGACAAUUCUGAGCUGGACACAUACCUAAAUCAAGGUGAACAAUGUGGUGUAGCAACCAGUGACCUACUAGGUACAGUACCAACUGACCUACUACAAGGUACGGUACCCAAUGACCUACUACAACAUUCAGACCCAAAAGGAAGAGAAAGCGGCUAUGGUACCGGGGAAAAACGGCUAGCUGGACCUAGCACAAGGUAUGGACUAGUUUGUUUUUGAAUUUUAAAAAAUUUCGGUGUAGAUCUAAUAAGAUAUGGCAGUUUUGGUGAGAAUAACCUUGGUUUUUGGGUGAUUUGUGGCGGUUUUGUGCCAUUUUAGAUGAAAUGUUAAGUUUUAAAAGAUAGUUAAGAACUACUAUUGUUUACUAUGGUAUUCUAAAGCUAUAAUUAAAAUUUCAAAAAAUUUUGUUUAGUAUCUAAAAAGUUGUGGCAGUUUUCAUCCGAGUUACCUUGAUUUCCCGCCUAUUCUAGACCCUUUUAUGCCAUUCUUUAUCAUAUAUGCCAUAACAAAAUGACAAACUACCCCUUACAAAGAUAGCCUAUACUAAUAAAAUUAAUUUUACAGCUAUCCCAGGUCACCAAUCCAGUCCAGUCCGCCGAAUCGCGUGGUUACCGUCACUCAAAAGCCAACGAAACAGAAUAUGACAUAUGUCUAA